AAUAACCGGCAGAACUAGCAAAACCGGGGCGGCAAAACUCUAGUUAACCACCUGAAUAGCCUGUGGAAUUAUUCCUUGUUCGACCCGAUCCAGCUCGUUAAAAUCACUGGCAAAAACAUUUCCCUCGAGCACUUCAACUUCGUCUUCCAUGAAUGCUCUGAUCUGGUUCGGUCCUCUUCAACUCAUGAAGUCACAAAUUCAGCAGCAAUGGCGUCAGGCGAGAUACUCCCUGGACCAGUACAGUGACGGAGGGGAGCCCUCUAGUGUACACUGUCUUACUUCAGGGACGUCGGCUUUCGUGUUAUUGAAUUCAAAUGGUGUCAUCAAACCUAAAUUACAUCAAGUCUCGGAUGCCCUGGUGCUCUGCCAGAUUCUACCACCGUCCCUUCGCAUGAGCUCUGUCUACAUCAUAUUUUUCCUUUCUUCAGCUUCAAGCAUCCUGCAGGUUGCGGCGGUCUCUCAUCCCUCGCCUCCCGCAAUGCGUCGGGCGAAUAUCUCAGUCGUCACUCAGAUGUCGUCUACCCAGCUAGAUGAGAUAGUGCCAUAUGCUCAAUUUGCUCGUGCUGCUUACUGUCCGCCCAUCAUGAUAAAUGGAAGUGUGGUGCUCUCAGGAGCUUGCGAGGCGGUGCCUGAGUUCAAGGUUUCUCUCACAGGGGGUAAUGACGGCAGUAUCCAAUAUUACUACGUUGGUUACUGGCCGACAGAAAAUACCGUGGUAGUCGCUCAUGAAGGUACAGACCCGGCCAAAAUCUUAGCUGAUCUCACUGAUGCCAAUGCAUUGACGAAACGCUUGAACCCCACGCUUUUCUCUGGUUCACCCGACGAACACGCGUCAACUGCGAAUACCAUUUCGAAGGAGGUGAAGAGCCUGAUCUCUCAGUAUAACGCCAAGAGCGUCACACUGGUCAGUAUCGAACAUUUUGACAGGUCGGACACUCCCUGGGAGCCGCUCUUUCGGAGAUUGAAUGCAUGUUUAUGGCCUUGAACCUUCCUGCUAGCAUCGCUAUCAAAGGUGACAUUUGGUACGCCCCGCGUAGGAAAUCGGGCAUGGGCCGCUCUCUUCGAUUCCAAGGUGAGUUUGAUUCUCCCCUUCGGACUUCGUUGUCUCUUCCCCACGUUUGGCCUGUGUUUAACUACUGAAAUCACGGGGCAGGUACCAGACUUCCAACGGAUUAACCAUGGGAAGGACAUUGUUCCGAUUGUUCCAGGGCGCGAAUUGGGCUUCUCACAUGUCCACGGAGAGGUCCACAUCGUAUCUAAUGGAGACGCAGUCCAGUGCCCAGGUGACGACGAUGCCACGGAUUUUCAAUGCACAAUCAGGACUGUGCCCAACAUCUUUGUGGGAGAUGUCUUGGACCACUUGGGUCCAUACCAAGGGGUUUAUAUGGGCAC
Messenger RNA from Suillus subaureus, 1392 nucleotides. RefSeq lists its product as uncharacterized. Bases 149 to 985 code for a protein of 278 amino acids. The record is from RefSeq and is a predicted model, not a curated record. Lineage: Eukaryota; Fungi; Basidiomycota; Agaricomycetes; Boletales; Suillaceae. The transcript is spliced from 10 exons.